Asterias rubens (European starfish) is the source of this 3957-nucleotide messenger RNA. RefSeq names its product sushi domain-containing protein 2-like. The record is from RefSeq and is a predicted model, not a curated record. Bases 340 to 3888 code for a protein of 1182 amino acids. The transcript is spliced from 2 exons. NCBI's taxonomy places the organism in Eukaryota, Metazoa, Echinodermata, Asteroidea, Forcipulatida, Asteriidae.
AGCCAAUAACUUUUCAAUUAAAAGGGACUUCACCUUGACAUUGAGCAAUGGGUGAAAUUUUGGGUAUUUCCCUUAAGACUUGCUACUCGCUACGCCCCAAUGACACCUUUUCAUGAGAUUCCUUUGUCAUGUUCGUGUAACAUUAAAAACCUAUAAAUAUCACCAGAUUGAAAAGACCUGAAAUACAUAAGGGAGGGGCCAUGUUUGGAAGGUGUCGGCAUAACUCACUUUAGACUUCACUUGGAAACAGUGCAUGUUCAAGCUCCCACUAUACGGUGAAAAGUGAUCCUAUCAGGUAACAUUACUUAAAGGAAGGCAGUGGACACUAUUGUUUACAAAAUGGAGAGUGUGAUGAGUCGUUGUGUGUGGUUGAUCACCAUACUUGCACUCUUACAAGGCCAAGCUCAAAGUCAACUCACACCAAUUGCGCCAGGUUGCAGUGGGAUAUCUAGAGGUGAACAUUUCAUCAUUGGCUUUACUGAUAACAUCGAGGACAAGUAUACACCAAGUAGAGAGCUGUUCAUUUUAGUGGUUGCAUUCAACAAUCAGCAAACCACAAGGGUAACAAUAAGCAGUAAGCAUCAAGUUGGUGGCCAGCCCUUCUCAGAAACCUUUGAUGUAGAUCAAAGUGGAUUUAAACAAGUGAGAGUGCCUGUAGAACUGACAAUGACUGACACUGAAAGAAGCUUCAAAACCAUCGAUAUAUUUGCGACAAACGAGGUCUCUGCAUACGGUUUAAUGUACCAGGACUUUUCAACGGACGCCUUUCUCGGUAUUCCAACAAACAAUCUUGGUAUGCAGUACGUAGUGGUAACGCCAACAGUUACCCGUCCUGGACAUUUUGCCAUCAUUGGAACUGACACAGACUCCACCCAAGUUCAAGUGACAAUGCAAGGACCUGCAACAUUUGAAGGAAGGCCAUACAGCCGAGGUGACAUUCUGAGUUUUACGCUGAGUUACCAAGAAGCCGUGCAGAUCCGAAGCGAGGAUGACUUGACCGGGAGCAUCAUUCAAGCUGACAAACCAGUUGCAGUAUUCAGUGGCAGCGAAUGUGAAAGAAACCCUGGCUCUGCAUGCGAUACGCUAACGGAGCAGCUGGUACCCGUUAAGAGUUGGGGGCAGAAGCACAUUUACACCGCAUCCCUAUCAACGGACAGCAACCAAUACUACAUUGUUUCCUACUUUCCAGGAACGAAUGUUUCAAUCCCGGGCCUUGAGCCUCUAACAUUCAGUGCAGGAGACUCAUGGGAAGGAUUUCUAACUGGAUCUGGUCUAGUAACCUCAACCAAGCCGAUUCUGAUGAUGCAGCAAUUAGCGACCAUUAACGGCAAUACUGUCGAUCCUUCCCUGAUUCAAGUACCGGCUGUGGAGCAGUUUGGGUCUAGGUUUGGGUUUACGACACCUCCUUAUUCUGGAGGUGAUCGUUCAGAGGGUUACUUUAAUUUCAUUACCAUAGUCGUGAAAAGAGAUGCGCGUCAAACUGUCUCUCUGAACAACGCCCCAGUCAGCGUUACUAACGGCAUACUACCUGUAGAUGAGCACGACGUUCCUGGAACUGACUACAUCUCAAUUACUAUCCAAGUACCUAAAGGGGAAGGCGUUUACUAUGUAGACAGUCAGUCUUCACCAGUGUCUGUUAUUGUAUAUGGUUACGAGAGAGCCGAGACAUAUGGUUACGCUGCAGGUUUGUCCCUGGAUAGUAACGAGCAGCAUCUGAGUUUCACACCAUACUUCCUGAGGGAGCUUGGUGGAGAAAGGUUCAGUAUCACUGUACCGUGCACCCAAGACAGUAACGAGGUUAAUAUUGUUCGAAAAUGCAAAUUCUCUACAGGUGUUGGAGAUGUUGAGGUUGAUGGUGUUCGAACCGGCAGCUAUACUCUAGAAUGCAUUACCCCUACCUUCUACAAGAAUGGUCUGACAGCAGUCUAUGUGUCCCUUGAUGGUGGUAGCACUUUCCCAUACUCUGGUGUCGUCUAUGUUCCAUCUGAAGAAGACCUUCCACCACUUGUUACUGUCCAGCAGAUGAACCAAGAAGCCGGUAGCCGUGUCAUUGAUCUCAACUCAGCUGAUCCGAUCUACAUUUCCUGGGAUCAAACAUUAGUCGGGGAUGACGUUUCCCACGUCACUGUGAUGGUACGAGUUUCAAGAUACAACACUGAUGGGUUUCCAGUUCUAAUGGAAGGAGUUGCUGUAAAAAGUAAUGUUGUCAACAAUGGCACUCUAUUUAUUCCUGGCCAGGACUUAAAAACAUUCAUCAAUCCCGCAAGUAACGACCCUUCUCUUGUAGCGUUUUAUAUCACUCAAUACAACCAGCGGCGUCGAAGGGACAAUGUUUACGCUCGAAGAAUCUAUUCUGGGGUAACGCACGUAAUCAAUUCAAUUUUGAAUGUCCCAUGUUCAGUUUUCAAUCGUCAGUUGAAUAAUGUUGCUUCUGGCUUAAAUCCAUGCCCAUGUACUUCAAAUCAAGCAAAUGUAAAUUCUCUAAACUUUGUGGAAGCAAACUUCUUGAAUUCCUUUUUCCAUCCCGGGGCUGAGACAUGCUAUAGGUCGACCACAUCCUCGUCAACAGGUUCAGGUCAGCAGUGUUGCUAUGAUGAUAACGGAGACAUCCUGGUCGGCUCCCCUGGAGGAGGAACAGCCGAUAGAUAUGCACCUGGCGAUCAUUUCUGGUUCCAUCAAUGGUAUGACGUCCUGCCCUGGCUCGGAUGCUGCAAACUGUCCAACAACUGUGAGGCGUAUUAUGACAAACGACCAUCAGAUGACUGCUCUGAGUACGUCCCUCCUCGGCCUGCUGGAGGUACGGGAGACCCUCAUAUCACGAGUCUUGACGGGAAGAGGUUCACCUUCAACGGAGCUGGAGAGUUCCUGAUGGCAUCAUCGACUCUUCAUAACCUGACCUUCCAAGCCCGUAUGGAAGUCUACCGAGAUACCAAUGCAUCAGUGUACACUGCAGUCGUCAUUCAGACCAACGAUUCCGCUAAGGUGCAGGUGCAAAGGUCUAACAUGAACCAGACCAUGAUCCUUGUAGAUGGUGAAACGAUACUCCAGGAUUCCAGCCCGAUUCCAGUUCAACACCACAAAGGCCUUCGAAUCAGCUUCAAUCGAGAUCUAUCAGAGAUCAAAAUCGCUUUGAAAUCUGGUGUUGCUGUCAUCGUUUAUGUCAAACCAGAAGUGAUGUCUUUUAUUGCUCAACUGGACACAAAGUUCAAAGGUCAGGUUAAAGGUCUGUUGGGCAAUAUGAAUGAAGACCCGGAUGAUGAUUUACAAUUUCUGAAUGGCUCUUCAUUAAACACUAAUGCAGCGCUGUAUGAGGUUCAUGAAUUAGGGUUGGAGUGGUUAGUAACAGAGGAAGACUCCAUUUUUACCUACAUUUCCCCUUACGAAUACAAAACGUACCUAUUCCCUGAAUUCUCCCCAAAUCUCGUCUCUCCUGAUCCAAACCUCAUCAGUCAAGAAAUCAAGGACCUCUGUGGGGAGUCAUUUGAAUGCAUUUUCGAUGCCAUGACGACUGGUAGCCUGUCAUUAGCCAACGAAACACUCCUGGUAACCGGUACCUUAGAGACUAUACAGAUGUCCUCCAUUAAAAUUGUCAGUUGUGGAUUUCCGGGGAAAGUAGAGAAUGGGAAAAUACAUGGGUCGGUUUACUUGGAGAAUUCCACCCUUAGGGUCACCUGUGACGGAGGGUUUACCCAACAAGGGUCUGCCUCACUCUGGUGUCAGGGUGAUGGUCAAUGGUCUUCCAAUCUGCCCGUGUGUGCUCAAGAAUCAAAACAGAUCAAUGUCGUAGUUGUUUUACUCAUUGCUCUCGCUGGUUUUACCAUUACCGUAUUGAUGAUAUGGGCUCUUUUUCCAAUCAAGGAAAAAAACAAUCCUGCUAAGCCUAAUUAAAGGCACUUUACACGUUUGGUAAUUGUCAAAGACCAGUGUUCUCACUUGGUGUAUCCCAUCACAAGAAUA